AUCAUAAAAUCUGACCCACCUAGUAAAGAGUUCAACUCAAAUGGGAAAUACAAAUAUAAAAUCAACAUAAAUUGAGUCAACCUAAUCGAACAGAUGAUUCUAAAAGCACGAGCAUUGAGAGCGUCUACAAGAACCAACCAAGGAAUGAACAUUGGCAAAUAAACUGACCGUCAACACGGACCGAUUCACGUCCACUAGUCCCUUGUGAUAACUCACAACAAGCAUCUCAGGGUCUUUCGAGCCAAACAUUCCUACAUCACCCGAUAGAGUGACGGGGAUACGAGUAGAGACAUAAAUUCGAUGACGUGUCAAUACAAUAUUUUGAGAAACUAAUCUCCCCUUCACCUUCACGAAUCAAUACAAUAUUUUCCACCAAAAAUCAAUACAAUAUUUUUUGACCAAAGCUUCUAAGUUCCCGCGGACGUUACAUAGUUCUCCACCACCGCCGACGUUGCAUCCGCCGCACCGCUCUCAUCCUCUCACUCUCUCUCUCUCUCGCAGCCCAGGCAGCCAAAAAAAUAUUGUGGUUAAAAUUGUGCCCAGGCUCCAAUAUAAUCCGGGCUCCGCCACUGCGCCAGAUCCCCCACCGCCAUCACUUUGAGAGAAACACAAAUGGAUUCAUCACAAAGUCCAGCCGCAGGGGGCAAUGGGACACUGAUCUCUCAAACUAAUGAUACAACAGCUUCUGCAGCAGGAGCUGAUGAUCCUAUGCAGAAGCUGAACCAGGUCAGCAACUCCAUUCAGAAAACCUUAGGCCUUAUCCAUCAGCUGUACCUUACAGUCUCUACCUUCAAUGCUGCCUUUCAAAUGCCACUCCUCCAACGCAUCAAUGGUCUUGUUGCGGAGCUUGACAACAUGGUCAAAUUGGCGGAAAAGUGCAACAUUCAGGUUCCUAUGGAAGUUGUAAAUUUAAUCGAUGAUGGGAAGAAUCCAGAUGAAUUUACCAGAGAUAUUUUAAACAACUGUAUUGCAAAGAAUCAGACCACCAAAGGAAAAACUGAUGCUUUAAAGAAUUUGCGCAAGCAUCUUUUGGAGGAAUUGGAGCAGAACUUCCCUGACGAGGUUGAAACUUUUAGAGAGAGUCGUGCUGCUUCUGCUGCUGAGUUGAAACGUUUGGCGCAAGCACAAAGUGUACUACCAAAUGGAGAUGUGAGGGUUAAAGGAGAGCAUUGAGUGAUAUAUUUCUGAGGUCUUUGCUUUUCUAUAAUUUGUAGUAUGGAACUCUUGAUAGUUCUCUCUCUUUUUUUUGGCCUUAUUUUUACAUUUGUCUGUAUAGUGUAUAUCAACAAUGCUUCCUUAUUCUUGUAACUCAUAGUAUUGUAUUGCUUACAUUUUAUCAAUGGAAUGCCAUUAUUAUAAUUA
Molecule: messenger RNA, 1362 nt
Organism: Trifolium pratense (red clover)
Lineage: Eukaryota; Viridiplantae; Streptophyta; Magnoliopsida; Fabales; Fabaceae
Product: mediator of RNA polymerase II transcription subunit 10b-like
Exons: 7
Coding region: 613-1173 (186 amino acids)
Biological process (GO): positive regulation of transcription by RNA polymerase II
Cellular component (GO): chromatin; mediator complex
Molecular function (GO): transcription coregulator activity
Source: RefSeq, a predicted model, not a curated record